GGCCUGCCGGGUCCUCCAGGAGCCACUGAGAGGCCGUCGGCGUCGGGCCAGAGCGUCACCGUGAAACGCGUCCUCUUAGCUCCGCGCAUCUCUCUCGCAACCAGAGUCCUUCUUCCGGAAAAUGAUAGAGAACAGGGUAGGGCUAGAGAGGCUCCCGACGGGCUGGCCCUUUCCUCUUUGACGUUGCGCUUGUUCCUCUUUGGUUAUUUCUUCGCCCUGUUGAUAUCGUCCAUCUAGCCAGUCCUCCGACUCGCCACAGAGAAGCCCGGACCGUGGUAGAGCGUCGCGUCGCACCCUUGUGACGUCACGGCAGCGCCACUCACUGGCGUCUUUCCCCGCCCACUCCGGCACCCUUCUCCCUUUCCGGACCUGGCUGAGGAGGAGGCGCCAUCAUGGGAGUCGACAUCCGCCACAACAAGGACCGAAAGGUUCGGCGCAAAGAACCCAAGAGCCAGGACAUUUACCUGAGGCUGUUGGUCAAGCUGUACAGGUUUCUGGCCAGAAGAACCAACUCCACCUUCAACCAGGUUGUACUGAAGAGGUUGUUUAUGAGUCGCAGCAACCGGCCACCUCUGUCCCUUUCCCGGAUGAUCCGGAAGAUGAAGCUUCCUGGCCGGGAAAACAAGACGGCGGUGGUUGUGGGGACCAUCACAGAUGAUGUGCGGAUUCAGGAGGUGCCCAAACUGAAGGUAUGUGCACUGCGGGUGAGCAGCCGGGCCCGCAGCCGCAUCCUCAAGGCGGGGGGCAAGAUCCUCACCUUCGACCAGCUGGCCCUGGACUCCCCCAAGGGCCACGGCACUGUCCUGCUCUCUGGUCCUCGCAAGGGCCGGGAGGUGUACAGGCAUUUUGGCAAGGCCCCGGGAACCCCGCACAGCCACACCAAACCCUAUGUCCGCUCCAAGGGCCAGAAGUUUGAGCGUGCCAGAGGCCGGCGGGCCAGCCGCGGCUACAAAAACUAACCCUGGAUCCUGCCCUCUUAUUAAAAAGAUUUUGGAUGCCCUCAUUAAAAAGAUUUCGGACCGUC
Messenger RNA from Carlito syrichta (Philippine tarsier), 1024 nucleotides. RefSeq names its product ribosomal protein L18 (gene RPL18). Gene Ontology annotation, biological process: translation. The record is from RefSeq and is a predicted model, not a curated record. Gene Ontology annotation, cellular component: cytosolic large ribosomal subunit; ribosome. The transcript is spliced from 7 exons. NCBI's taxonomy places the organism in Eukaryota, Metazoa, Chordata, Mammalia, Primates, Tarsiidae. Bases 393 to 959 code for a protein of 188 amino acids. Gene Ontology annotation, molecular function: RNA binding; structural constituent of ribosome.